This is a messenger RNA of Symsagittifera roscoffensis, 2713 nucleotides long. Its product is annotated as homeobox protein Hmx-like. The coding region runs from base 926 to 2713 and encodes 595 amino acids. Lineage: Eukaryota; Metazoa; Xenacoelomorpha; Acoela; Convolutidae. The transcript is spliced from 3 exons. Gene Ontology annotation, cellular component: nucleus. Gene Ontology annotation, biological process: regulation of transcription by RNA polymerase II. The record is from RefSeq and is a predicted model, not a curated record. Gene Ontology annotation, molecular function: DNA-binding transcription factor activity, RNA polymerase II-specific; RNA polymerase II transcription regulatory region sequence-specific DNA binding.
GUGUGUGGUGUAUUUGUAUUGGGUCAAAAUGGCAAAUUAUACUUGUUGUGGACGAGUGGCAGUUGAUUUGGAGCCUACUUUGUUGUCUAGUCUUUUGAUUAGCUCUCCAAUAAAUGUGAAUGGAGAAUAAGUGUUAGAUCGAGCGAUGCCGACCAGACUCCGAGUUGUCUGGCUACUUUAGUCUGCUGAUUGGGUUAGAGUAAUCAAGACAAAACAGAACAGCACAAAAAUAGAGAGAUGUUAUCGAAAAAGCUUCGAAGCUCAGAACAGAAGUAAGUAAGUCACAUCUGCAGCGAAUAGCAUACAGCAGCACAGACGACACAGCAAAGCAGAGACCGCAGGCGACUGUUCUGAGACGCUAUUGGCUAAUUGGCUAAUGCAGAGAGCCAAUCACAACAGCCGCAGUCGCCAGCCUGUCCAGUACACCUGGUCGUGCUGCUUACAAAAUAAACACUGGUCCGAUUUAAUCUUCUCUAACUGGCUAAUUAGAUUGACGUCUCUAAAUAAACAUCUCGUCAAAAAACAACUCCUCGAGAGUAGAGUACCUUAAGUAAAUAAACAAAGCAACUAGCAAAAACAACAUCGAAAAACUGAAUCAGAUACACAAACUGUACAGAUAUUAUUUUGUUGGUUUUACCCGCUCGAUCGAUUUAUCCUCAAGUAUACUUCUGAAAGCAUUCACUGUUAGAACACACCACCGAUAAUUAACUCAUAAUCACAGCCAUUCAAUUAGUCUUAAAUAUAGUCGCCAGGAAACUUUCCACCUUCAUCAGGACUCGGGAUCAAAUUACAUCAGUUUAUAGACCUCAUUGCUUACUGCCACAUAAAAUCAGCUGCUUUUUUCUAUUAAGUUGCAUUAAGUUUCCCGUUAUUUGCGAGAAAACCAAUCCAACUUUGAGUUCUCGUUAACUCGCAACUUUCAAACAUGGCAAAAUCAGAAAGGAGAAGUGAUUUUGGCGGCCGGAAAUUUUCUGCGUUUUCGAUUGCCAGUAUCCUCCAGUCUAGCAACCAGAACAGCAUUCCUCCCAGUUGUUUUAAAGAAGCGCAGCAUACGAAUGGCAUCGUCGGCAAGGAUCCUCCCAGGAUUCGUAAUUCCAGUGAACAACCAGUGAAACUACAUCCGCACACGGUAGCUUCGGAACCUGCAACAAACUGCAAUGGACUACAGUUGUCAUCCUCUGAAGCAGCAGAAGACUCCGAGGACCAGAAGAAGACUCUGCCACUCAAAAUUGAUACCAAUGACAGUCACGCCCCACAAGUGCUCAAAGAAGUUGAAACGGACAAGAGAGAAACAAAAAUAGACAGUAGUAGAAGCAGUUCACUGGGUAGUGAAUCACAACCCCUCGAAUCGGGACUUUUAGAAGGGACGGCUAGCGAUGCUUGGAACACCAUCAAUGCUGGCAACUGCACCCCCAUUAAAACUGCUAAGGCAUCAAACGACAGAGGGAUCCAGAAGGGAGGCCACAACAAUCUACUGAUUCCAGUCAGAAGUCUGGCACCAUCAACCCUGGUCACUUCAAGCCCCAGUUCAGAGUGCCUCCAAAUGUCACCACUUCCUCCGCCGCUUCCUCUUCCCCCCGUGGUGCAAAGUGUCAAUCAUUUGUCCUCAUAUUUGUUCAAUGCCACCAGUGCAACAACUGACCCCUUGAGCAUAAUUUGCCCCCUAAACGAUCCAAAAACAGGAUCAGAAGAAGUAAAAGAAGCCAAGAAAGACCACUUGUCGGCAGUUUUAGAAACAAUUCCGCCGGAGAAAGAGGAGAAGAUUGCCACGAUUGAGAGAGAGACAUGUUUGAAAGGGAGAUCUCUGAAAAGCACGCCAACGAGACUCAAUUCGGCCGGGGACUCUGUCCUCUCGUCUGAUUCGGAGGGGGACUAUGAAGACAUGGAUGAUGAUUAUGAAGACGGUGAGGGGGAGGGGGAGGGGGAAGGGGAGGGGGAGGGAAACGGGCGGAAGAAAAAGACAAGAACUGUUUUCUCGCGAACGCAAGUCUGCCAGUUGGAAAACAUGUUUGACCUCAAAAGGUACCUUUCCAGUUCUGAACGAGCAACACUGGCACGUGAUUUGACCUUAUCGGAGCAGCAGAUUAAGAUUUGGUUCCAGAACAGAAGAAACAAACUGAAACGGCAGAUCAAAACUGGUUUCGAAAUGGCGGCUGGAAACAUUUCAGCUGGCACGAUUCCGCCCCCGAAUGUGAAUGCAGCACUUCUUAACAGCCUAGGAACGACGUCUAUUCCGAACAGCAUGCACCCGCACGCAUUCAACCAAUCGUUCACUUCUUAUCUAACGACAAACCACCACAGUCAGAAGGAGCCACACUCAGUUCUCGCCUCAAACUUGUUCAAUUCAGGCGGCACCCCGUUUGCCCAUCCAGGGAACCCACUAGUCCUCGGAGGACAUGGUCAUUUAGGCAGGAAUCCAAGCGACCAGCAAGCGCACCAUAUGUUUAGUAAAUUGACUCCUUACUCUUCACUGAACCAACAUUUGAGUCGACAAACUGCACAGAAUGUGUCCUCUCAUCGUCACCCAAUGACACCAAAUACAUCAGCACAAACACUCAAUUCACACGGAGUGUUGUCAUCAGCAUCAGUUUCAACCUCCAUCUUUCCAACACCUUCGUCUUCUUCCACAUCCGCAGUCACCAUCACCCCCUACCCUUACUCAUACACGUAUCCUAAUCUGCAGCUGUUCAAAUCUCUCUCUGGUCUAGUUUAG